ACACAGUAAAGAACACUGAAGUAAUACAAACAUUCUUAAUACUGUUGAUGACUGAUACAAUUUCCGUUAUUACUAGUGCUUGAAUUGUUCAGUAUGUAAUGUAGUCAAGAGACUGCAUUUUAUUUAAAUUUCAAUAUUUUAUAGGAAAAUGAGGUCAAGACAGCUCAAAUUGAUUUCAUUUCCAUUACAAUUUAUUCCCCCAAAAGAUCUUGAAGAAUGAUUAUUUAUUUCUUAAUGCGGUUUUUGUCUUUUUUAAGACAUUUGACCCGGUCAGGAAUCGAACUCACGACCUCUCUCACACUCAAGUCAAUUUACAUACAUUGAUGUGCUCCACAGGAUACAUGUACAUGUAAACGUACAGUAAAGUUGAAAGUUUACGAAAUCUAAAAACCUGUGUUAUAACUGUAUAUUAGCUUUUAUUUGGGCAUGGAAUUAGAACUAGAUACUAGAAUUGUAUAAUCUGUACAACCAUCACUGCACUAAUAUAUGUCAGAUUGCAUUUAUAUGUAUGAGUCAUGUGAUAGCAAUAUAUUUUUGCACUUUAACACCGUGGCUCACAUAUAUAUGUAUUUCUUAAUGUAUAACAUAUAACAACAUAAAACAUAUUUAAUCAAUGUGUAUUACGUCUUUCUUUAAAAUUCAUGAUUAUUGAUGUUUUCCAAUCUUCGUCUGUUUUAUUAAGACAUUAACCCACAAAUGUAUAAUUCUUCAGUUGAAUUAAAUUGUUUUUUCUUUUAGUAGAUUCAUCAACAUAACUACUUGCGAUGAGUGACAGUACGAAAGAAAAUGACCACGAAAACAAUCAUUUGCGGAUAGCAAAUUUAGUAUUUAAAAUAGCUCCACCAGCAGUGAGGGUAUACUUCGACAAGCAAUUUAAUCCUGGAGGUCUUCAAGCUGUUUUAAAUCAGAACAGAUUUAAAACAUUAAAAUCUCUGAAAUCAAAGCGGAUAAUAAAUCAAACUCAAUGGGACUUAUUAUUUCCUUCAGUCGGUGCUGCAUCAUCGCUAUCAUUCGAUUUAACUCUAAUGAUUUGUUUACUACGGAAUUUGGCUAACAUCAAAGUAGAAGACAAUUUACCCCCUGAUACAGAUGACAGUAUCGAAGCCGAUUUGACAAGAACUAAGUAUUAUCGGAACAAAAUUGCCCAUUCCGAUCAUAAAACAAUGACAGAAGAAGAAUUCAAUAUGCAAUGGGACGCAAUUAGCAAGGCGAUUAUAAGACUUGGAGGCGAGAGUUUUAAAGCGAUAUGCCAUGACCUUCAAAAUUACAAGCUUGAUAAGGAAAUAUUGGUAGAAAUCAAGAAUUUAAAUGUAACUAGAAAUCCAGUACCGAAAGGACUGCAAGAUGUUCAUGAUGAAAAAAUUAAAGAAUGGAGAGACGAAGUUAAAGAUAUAGUUGAAACAACAGCUAUUAAAGCAUUGGAAGACAUGACUGCUACGAAAAACGUCAUUUUUGUUAUUGGCCCAUCAGGAUGCGGGAAGACUACAUCUGUCCACUACGUAGCCUUAACAUUACAUGAUCAACAGGACUAUGAUAUAAUACCGGCCUAUUUUCCAACUGAUAUAACACAAUAUUAUAACCCAUAUAGCCAUCAGAUAUUUGUUUUUGAUGAUUUGUGUGGCAAAUAUUCUAUAGACGUGCAAUCGCUAGACACGUGGAAUAGACUUUCGGGUGAUAUACAUAAGAUCCUGGUGCAGAACAAAAUAAAACUUUUCAUGACAUGUCGAUCACAUAUUUUCAAUGAUAAAAAAUUUCAGAGAUUUACAGUAUCCGCAGAAAGUAUAGAUUUGAUAAAUGCUAAGUAUGCCUUGUCUGACGAAGAAAGAUAUCUUAUUGCUGAAAAAUAUCUAUCUUCUGAGCAAAUUCAAACGUUAAAAAGACAUAAAAAUCUCAUACAGUUCGACUGCUUCCCACUCUUAUGUCGGAUUUUUCUUUCUAAAAGUACCUGUGACAUAGUGAAGUUCUUUUCUAGUCCGGUAGAAAUUAUCAAAGAUGAUUUACUGUCCCUCAUGAAAGAAAAUGACCAGACAGCCAUCGCAACACUAUCUCUGUUUGUUUUAUACAAUAACUGUAUCACAGAGGAAGACCUGUCUCAUCGUAAUAAAGCAAUGAAAGAUAUUUUGAAUCAUCUUUCUGAUAUAUAUAUAACAUCCCAGCAUUUGUCCUUUGCAGUUGUGAGGAAUCAGAUUGAGAGUCUCAGGAACUCGUAUGUAAAGAAAACCAGACAUAAAUAUCGUGUUAUUCAUGAUAAAUUAUUUGAUAUUUUGUCAUCGUUUUGUGGAGAGCAUAUGGAAGACCUUCUUCUAGACUUCUGUCCACCCGAAUUUAUUCGUGAUCGAUUUCAAUUUGAAUCCAUAGAAGAAGAGAUGGAUGAAUGUAUCAUUAAGGUUGAUAAGAACCGAGAAGAUCAAUAUUUUGAUCGUCUUUAUAAAGAUAUAGUCAGUGGAUUUGGAUGCAAUGUUUUUACAAAUAGACAGUUGCAAUUUGAAUCAUUCCGUUGCAAGUUUGUAGAAAACAUACAGCGACGAAUAAACUUAAAAGAAACAUCAAUUUUAUUUUCAGGAGAAUCUCCGUUUCUAGACGUUGUGAAGAAAGGACACUACGAUAUCGCUGAAAUGCUUUUAAAAUUCAACAUUGACGUAAACGUCCGUGAUAAAAUGGGUAGAACGCCUCUCUACUUAGCUGUAGAAGAGGGUCAUACAAACAUGGUGAAAUUGUUAGUUGCUCAUGAUUGUGACCCGCAUAUAUAUCGGAAGGAUUAUUGGCACAAAGGAGAGACAGCCAUCUAUAUUGCUUCAUCAAAAGGAUAUCUCGAUAUUGUGAAGAUGCUAUUCAAAACAAAGCAGGAUUGCUACAGAUGUAGGCAGGACGACUUUUUUGCAGGCAGAACUCCACUGCACGAGGCAGCAAACAACAACCACUUAGAAAUUGUUAAUUUUUUCAUGAACCAAACAUGUGAUCCUAACAUCAUAAAUGAAAAUAACGAAUCACCAUUAUGGCUCGCUUCGAGAGAAGGUCAUUUCGAUAUGGUCAAUACAUUGUUAAAUUAUAAGGCCAACCCUAAUUUGCAUACAAAGAAGAAUGGAACGCCACUUUCAAUAGCUUCUUGGUAUGGUUGGAAGAAUAUUGUGCAAAUAUUGCUACAAAAUAAAGCAGAUGCUAAUAUUGUAAAUUCUAAAAAGUGUUCACCAUUAUUCUAUGCUGCCCGGGAGGGUCAAGCGGAAAUUGUUAAACAUUUACUGACAAAUGGAGCGAAUGUUAAUGCUUUAACACAAUAUCUUAAAUCACCACUGUUCAUUGCUGCACAUCAAGGUAAAUUUACAGUUGUUGAAUUUCUCAUAGCAAAUAAAGGUGACGUAAACAUUUGUAAUGAUGAUAACGAAUCGCCUUUAUUUGCAGCUGCAAAAAGGGGCAAAGUUGAAAUUGUAAAACUGCUAUUACGUAAUGGUGCAAAACCGAACAUUCGAACAACAUACAACAGUACCGCAUUGUGUAUCGCUCGCGAGAAAAGGCACAAUGAAAUAGUUGAAAUUCUUAGCAGUUAUCUAUCAUGCUCACAGAGGGAGCAGUUGGCGCAUAAUAUCGAAGGGCAAACAAGUUCAACAGGUACAGCGCUUACAAGACAUACUUACAGUUCUCGAAGAACUACAAAUAUAAACAUCCCUAGACAAUCGUGCUGCUCUAUUACGUGAACAUUAUUUAAAAUAUUAUUGGCUUCUUCAUCGCAGUUUAAAGUGAAUUUGACAUUUUGUAUUAAAGCUACAAACUCCAAAGACAGUCUCCUGGUUCGAAAUGAUAAUUUUGUUUAGCUAUAUCAUAUCUACUUUUCUUACUUAUAAUAAAAUAUAAAAUAUAAUGGGGAAGCAUUUAAAGAGUAUUCGUGGAUCCCUUUUUUGUAUCAAAAUGAUUGAAUGUUGAUUCGUAUAUCACCUCAAAUUACGACUAUCCUCUCAUUUUUAAUAUCAACGGUACACAAUGUACCGAGUUUGAUGCUUUAGACAAACAUUUUGCUAAAUGCAACGCAAAAUCUAUUCAGUUACAAUGUAUCAUAAAAAAAUAAACACUUUGAAAUCUUAAACCGAUGCUUAAAACGUAGUAAUUGGGUUUGUGCAUAGAUACAUUUGGAUAUAAUUACUCAAAUUACAUUCUA
Messenger RNA from Mytilus californianus (California mussel), 4150 nucleotides. RefSeq lists its product as uncharacterized. Lineage: Eukaryota; Metazoa; Mollusca; Bivalvia; Mytilida; Mytilidae. Gene Ontology annotation, molecular function: protein binding. The transcript has 4 exons. The coding region runs from base 765 to 3692 and encodes 975 amino acids. The record is from RefSeq and is a predicted model, not a curated record.